AUGGUGUUGCCGCAUCUGUUGUCAAACCAGAGGCCCUCUACUAUGCGAAGAAAAGACAAAGAACCUGCUGAUGGAAGUGAAGCAUCUGAUAUGGCUGCAGAUCACAACGUUGCCAUAAGUGGGUUAGCUGAGUUGGUUAAAAUCCUCACUGCCAAAAUGGAAGGCAUCGAUGAUAGUGUAGCUGACAAGGGUACUAAAGCAUUAGAGGCUACUAUUGACUCUAAGGUGGAAGCAAGAGUGCGAGCAUAUGAGUCUGACUUACAGAAUCAGAUUGCGAAAUUGGAGGCACAAAUAAAUGAUAGUAAAAACAACGCUGAUGUGAACAUUGCUCCUGAUGUCCCCACCUCCAAAGCGUAUGAGGAUGAGGAAGAUGGUGCUUGUAGCAAUGACUUGUCAUGGAUUGUUCAGAAGAAGAUCAAUUCACAAGAUGGACUGCCAGUUGAUUGUGUUGUGAAGAAGGAGAAAAAAGAUAAGAAGACGAUGGAUAGCACACAGAAUCUUACGACUGAAGUGGUGAUAAAGACUGAGAAGAAAGUUGGAAUUCCACUAAGAAGAGUUAAGCAAGAGAAGGCCUUCGAGAUCCCACAGCUAAAUGAUGAAUCCAUAUCGUCAAAAGAUUUGGAAAAUCAUCUACAGUGGGAGAAGAGUGUAAACUGUAGAGCGGUGUUGGAAGCACUUGCUUCAAAUUUGAAGAAGCCUACACGCAGACGCAAGCCUCAAUUGACAAAGACUCAAGAUUGGCCGUUUGUUGGAAAUUCAACAGUGAAGCGUAUUAUAAGUGGUGAGAAAGUCUCCAAGGAACCUUAUGACCCAUUAGCUAAGGUGGAGGCAGAGAAACUGCAGAAAGUUUUGGACUUCAUCAACUCUGAUUUGGAAGCAAAGGAGGCUGGUGUUGGAGAUGAAAGUGCUGGAUUUUUCUUGAAGUUAUUGAUACCUAGGGAUGAUUGGCCAACAAAAGACUACGGGUGGUUAAAUGACUCACACAUUGCAGCAGCAAUGCUUAUGUUUCACAGAUGGUCCAGGCAAGAACAGUCUCCGUAUUCCUCUUCUCGAAUUGCAUUUCUGUCUCACUGGUUUGUGAACUCAUGGGUGAACGACUACAAGAGCUGGGACCAGAACACUGAGUUGUCAGAAAUGUACAUCAAGGCUUUUAAUGGAGAACACCCAGCUGAUUUUGUCACAGGUAAUAAGUGGAUUGCAGACGUCGACGAUCUUUUCCUCUGCCACCAUGUUAACGGAGAUCAUUGGGUUGCUCUACGCAUCGAGCUGCAUAAGGGGAAAAUUCACGUCUAUGAUAGUAUUUGCACACAUGUGAGUGAUAAGGAGAUGAAAGAGGCAUGCCGGCCUUUCAUGAGAAUGAUACCAGCAUUGCUUAACAAGAUGGUGCCUGCUAAAAUGAGAACGAAAAGUGGAAAGCUGUUCGCUUAUAUUAGGCACAAGAAGAUCCCCUAA
This is a messenger RNA of Brassica oleracea var. oleracea, 1452 nucleotides long. RefSeq lists its product as uncharacterized. Gene Ontology annotation, molecular function: cysteine-type peptidase activity. The coding region runs from base 1 to 1452 and encodes 483 amino acids. Lineage: Eukaryota; Viridiplantae; Streptophyta; Magnoliopsida; Brassicales; Brassicaceae. The transcript is spliced from 5 exons. The record is from RefSeq and is a predicted model, not a curated record. Gene Ontology annotation, biological process: proteolysis.